Messenger RNA from Monodelphis domestica (gray short-tailed opossum), 5930 nucleotides. RefSeq names its product VPS37C subunit of ESCRT-I (gene VPS37C). Gene Ontology annotation, biological process: ubiquitin-dependent protein catabolic process via the multivesicular body sorting pathway; protein targeting to membrane; protein targeting to vacuole. NCBI's taxonomy places the organism in Eukaryota, Metazoa, Chordata, Mammalia, Didelphimorphia, Didelphidae. The record is from RefSeq and is a predicted model, not a curated record. Gene Ontology annotation, cellular component: ESCRT I complex.
GUGGAGGAGCCAAGCCCUGGGUGGCUGUGAGGGAUGGAUUCUGUUUUGUCUCCAGCAAGCCUUAAUGGUGCCCCAACAAGUCAGGAAGGAAUUGUGGGCACACGAGGCGUGGCCUUAGCGGAUUCAUGGAUCCUUGAAACAGGAUAAAUGAUAAGAAUAUCUGGAGGCUGCGGAGCAAGUGUGAGCGAGCCGAAUGGCCAGCCAGCCCUAGUUAGAUUGCCAAGAGAAGGGCCCUGCCCUCGGGGAGCCUCCGUCCUGUGGGAGAGAGAACAUGUGACUGGCCAGAGGUGAACCAGACUCAGGGACUGAGAAGAGGGAACAUUUCAGGCGGGGCACAGCUGGUGCAAAGGCAUGGAGAUGGGAGAUGGAGCUGCGGGCAGGUUGGUGCAGGUGGAUCCCAGACGGUGGGGAGGGGAGGGGCCAGCUUGUAGAAAGCCCGACAUGCCAAGCUGGGUAUGGAGGCCAGACUGAGGAGAUAAUAGGGAGCCAUUGCAGUUCAUGGAGCAGGACUCUGUCAGUGCGAUGUGUGGAGGUGGGCCAGAGGGAUAGCAGCAGGAAGUGCUUUAUUAGCAGCGUCUUGCUCCGUCCUCACUUAUCAUGCCCGUUUUCGGAGGCUCGGACAGGGGACGGGCCUGGUAGCCGGAAUUUGAGCUCGUCCUCCUGCCCUCGGCAGGGGGCAGUUGUGUGCCGGGAGGGACGGGGGGUGGAUUUGGCCCCCUGGGCUGGCGCCCUUCCCAGUGACCGAGCAGAAGGUUCGGGGCAAAGGACGGGAUUCCCGGCCUGCUGGGUGCGAGAUGGGGCUGCGGCAGGGCUGAUAACGGUCGGGGCGCCGCCGAGGAUCCUGGGAGAGACAGCGGGGCGGAGCUGCAAGAGGGCGUCCUUCCGGCUGGUGUAGACUAGAGCCGCUGAGGGCUGCCUCCAGGCUCAACAUGCUCCGCUGCUAGUUAGCCCAGCCAAGAGAGGGGUCCGCUCUCCUCGCCGUGUGACCCUGGCCGAGUCACUGAACUCCGCAGCCAGACCCUCCUGCUGCUCUUCUGCCGCCGAUUCCAAAGACACGACCAGCAAACCCCGAUCCGUGCUUUAAGCCAUGAGGUGCUGCCUGUGGAGCAGCAGAACGGAGGGGGGAGCAGCCUGGGCGGAGGCGAGCAAAGACUGGGGAGACCCGCGUGGCGGGAGAUGAUGAGGGGGACCCCUGGGGGGGGCAGGAGCGGCGCCCUGCAGGGCGCCUCCUCGGAGUCUGCAGCCUCGUCCGUCGGCCAGGCACCUUUUUCAUUCCCGCUUUAUAGCCCAGGAACGUGUGGCUCAGGUCAAGCACGAGCGGCCCCCGAGCGGCCAGGGACAGCCGGGCACCCCCAGCGCCUGCCCCGGGUCCUUCCGUGCUGGCAGGGAGGCCCCUGAGGAGAAACGGGAGCUGGGGAAGGCCCGAAAGGCGCACUGAGAGCCGCAGUGUCGGCUUCUGGAGAGGGCAGAGGCUGGGGCUGCUGGGGGGGCAGCUCCGGCCUCAGCCACGCCUCCCUGCGGGCAGCCACACCCUCGGGGCUGGAGAUGAUGGCUUGAGAGUCCGGCGUCAGGGGAAGCUGAAGCGCAAGACCCGCUCCCUGAGCCCGGGGGAGGGAUCCUGGACCGUCCGGGAGCCGCUUUUCUGGCCACGGUUCUAAGUCAGAAGUGACGCCGUUCCACCUCCUGGCACGUGGACGUAGCCCGUGGAGGGGGCUCCCGGCAUCUUUGCGCUUCCCCCACGCCUGGGCCUCUUGCCCUGCCGCAGAGAGGCUGCUUUCCGCUCCACAGGCCCCUCCUCGCAGGCAGAGGAGCCUGGAGCUUCCCCUGAGGGGAAGGCCCAAGACUUGGAGGCAGAACGGCCUGGGCCCGGGCGUUGGUGAAGGCCCAGAGUGGCCCGAGAGGCUUCCAGCUCGGGAGCCGAAGAGCCUUGGCUUGGAUCUAGUCAGCACGGAGGUUUGGAGUUGCCCCGCCCCCUCUCUGCUGGCCGGCUGGAUUGGUGAGUCGGGGCUUCCUUAGGAACCAGCUGACCCGACUCCGCUGCGUGGCCUGGGAAGUCUCGCCGGCCAGGCCGCUGCCAUUCACCCACUGGGCUUUUAUGGCUGAGGUUUGGCGGUCUAGAACAUCGGGCCUGGAGUCAGGAAGACCCGAGUUCAAAUCUGCCUUCAGACACGUCUUCGCAGUGGGAUCUUGGGUACGUCACUUUACUUCUGAUUGCCUACCAGAGCAGCCACUGCAGCAUCCUUGCAAGGAAGCCCUCUGGUGAGCUGCGGUCCGCGGGCUCACGGGGAGUCGGGCACGACUGGGCGAUGACAAGAACCUGCCCCCGGCGGGGUGCUCCAACGUGAUUUCAGCAGCACUCGGGUUUGCUCUCGGGCUGUUGGAGGUGCCCCCCUCCCCCACGCCAGUGACCGAGUUUUCUAGUCUGGGGAAACCCCCCCAAUACGCUGAACCUGGGCUCGAACUCCGGAGCCCGCCGCUCGGGGGCUGCCGCCCCGCUCUGUACGGGGGUCCGAGGAGCCGCCCAUGUGGCUGGCUUUUAUGGCCAUUGACAGAUAAAGCAUUCCUUAGAGGCGUGCUGGGGAUUCAGAAGCCAGGAAGCCCGGCAGUCUCCUGCCCUUCAUGGGAAAAGGCUGGGGUGUGGGGGGGCGGGGAGGUCGGAGGUGGCGGCCAGGCUGGGGUGACUGAGAACAUAGCAGGGCUGAAGGACGCCGGAGAGUUGGGAUUCUUUGUGGGGAGAAGCCGAGGCGACAGCCCGGCAGAGAGGGCUCAGGCCCACUUCUUAGAGUGGAGGGAUCCGUUUGGUGGGGAAAUCGAGUGGUUCAAACCCCCCCACCCCACCCCUUUGGUCGGGGGCAAGGCUGGGGUAGAUCUGCAUGGAUUGGCCUUAAAGAAGGUUGCCCAGAAAGCAGGCGCUUUAGGAAGGUUUCCAAGGCAACACUAGCUCUUUGUGACUUCACCGAGGCUGGAGGAGGCCUAGACCAGAGCAGCCGAAGCCCUUUAUGCAAUCCCAGGUCGGAGACUUUUGUGCUUCCUCCCGUGGGAUUUCAGAUGAAAAAGAGGCUCUUUGGAGCUGAAGCCUGGAGGAAGGAGGGAAAGCCGCUAGAGAGGCCUGGAGCAGGGAGCUGGCAAACCUGGGACGGGGCUGGGCUGGGGGGCGCUCAGCCACCAUCGCUGGCAUUGCCGCAGCACCUUCCAUGAGCAUUUGGCUCAUCUGAAUCCCAAAGCAGUGUAAGGGUUAUUCAUAGGGAGAGAGUCAGGCCCACUCACGGGUGGUCACAGAGUUGGGCCAGCAUCACAGGGGCUCCUCCAGUUGCCUCCUUCCAUUCCCUCCAACCCUCUUAGAAAGCAGUUAGGAAGCGCUCUCUGUGCUGGGCCUUCAAACGCUUCCACCCCUCUGUGGUCCCAGCCGUGCAGGGGUGCCCAAGGCCUUCCCCGGAUCCUUUAAUAGUCGGAGAUCCCAGGGUGCACUUGGGCCGGCCCUCUGCUCCCCUGAGCUCGGCGAUUGGCCCUCCUUCUGAAAAAGAGAUUUGAUGUGACUAAUUACAUGGCCUCGUUUCCACACACGUUUUCUGAAGUGACAGAUCCUGGCUCCCUGCCUGCCCUCCCCCUCCCGGAGCUGUCAUUCCCAGGAGGAGAUGGAGGAGCUGAGGGACCGGACGGUGGAGGAGCUGGAGAAGCUGCAGGAUGACCCAGAGGAGCUGGCGCGGCUGGUCCUGGAGUCGCCGCAGGUGCAGGACCUGCAGCUCGAGCGCGAGAUGGCGCUCGCCACCAACCGCAGCCUGGCCGAGCAGAACCUGCAGUUCCAGGCACCCCUUGAGCUCCGCCGCUCCGACCUCUUGGACAAGUACCAGGAGCUGCAGAGGCUGCUGGAGAGGUGCCGGGAGCAGAAGGCCAAGCUGGAGGAAUUCUCCGCCGCGCUGGAGCCGGGGGCCUUGCUGGGCCUCCUGCAGGUGGAGGGCAUGAAGAUCGAGGAGGAGUCCGAGGCCGUGGCGGAGAAGUUCCUGGAGGGGGAGGUGCCCUUGGAGACUUUCCUGGAGAGCUUCGCCUCCAUGAGGACGUUGUCCCACCUGCGCCGAAUUCGAGUGGAGAAGCUCCAGGACUUGGUGCGGAAGCCCAAGCCUUGCAAAGAGUCUGCCAGGACGGCCCUUCCAGCCUACCCGGCGAUCGAGACAACCACCGCUGUGGCCGAUGCCCCGCCUGCCCCUCCUGCCCCGCCUUCAGCAGCCCCCCCGUGCCCCCUCCCCUACAGCCCCUCCCCCAGCUUGCCAGUCGGCCCCACGGCCCAGGGGCCCCUCCAGCCGUCGCCCUUCCCCGUGACCUCCCAGCCUUUCUACUUCCAGGGGCCUUCGGGCUCCAACUACCCACCAGGCCCUCCUGGCGGGGCUGCCCCGCGGCGGCCCUGGUCCCCGGCGCACUCCUCCUCUGGCCCGGGGUAUCUUCCCUCUCCGCCCGCGAGCUCCUCUUCUGGCCCAGGGUACCCCCCGGCCCGGGGCCCGGCUCCCAGCCCAGGCUACCCGCAGCAGCCCUAUUUCCCAGCAGGAGGAAGAGCGCCCUACCCGACCCAGGCGCCUCCCUACCCAACCCAGGCCCAGAUGCCCAGUUUCCCAAGGCAGCCCAGACCCCUGGGUCCGCCCCAGCCGCCCUACCCGACGGGCCCCGCGCUUCCCUAUGGGUUUUCCACCCCCCAGGGGCCCAUGUGGCCCGGCUAUUAGACCCGACUGUCACCCGCUGCCUCCCCUCCCCUCCCCUCCAGCUGUGCCAGGCACUGCUCUGUCAUUGCUGCUUCCCAAAGUUGGGUUAGAGCCGGGCCACUGAUGGACAGGCCAGUGUGGCCCUCGGGGCGUCUCCGGAGCCCAGGGCUCUGCCCGCCAUGGGAAGCUCAGUCAACACUACGAGUUCCAAGUGGCGCCACCUCCUGUCCCUGCUGCUGCACCCACAUUUACACUGGCCAAGGGGCAGGAGGGGGCCGGCUGGCUGCUCUCCAGGGCCCUUGGGCUGCCUGGGGGGCACUUAGUACUCCACAAAGCUUUCCUUCCUAGUGACCCGUGAUCAAACUCUAGUAGAAGUCAGAUAAGCUGCAGAGCGAGAGGCGGCGUGGGCAUGGGGGGCUGCACCUUCGAGGGGGAGGACCAGAUGUUGGGAGACGUCAGGGCAGACGUCGGCAGGAGCAGACGGUGACCAUCUUUCCUCCCAGGGUGGCUCCGCUCCCCGUCAAGUUCCUUCCCAGCCUGCACUUUGUCCUUCAGUGCCUUUGAUCUCGAAGCUCUUUCCCCCGUCACGCUCCUUCCUUCUCCCCAUUUCUUAGCAAAGCUCAUUUGGAGAGAAAUCUCGGGAGUCGUUUCCCCCACCCCACCAUAACCUGGGCUAUCCCACCUAGGUAGGCCCCUACCGAGGACCUCAGCUCCAGGACCAGACGCCCUCGUUUGUGGUGCUGGUGGCACACCUUGGGUGUGGGGGGGUGCCAGAUCCCCAUGAGUAAGACGGACGGAUGGAUGGACAGACGGAUCAUUGAAUUUCUGAAAUGAAUUUUUCUGAAUUCGAAGAAAAAAAUUCUGAAAUGAAUUCCACCCCCCCCCCCCCCCCCCCCCGCCUGGACCCCGGAGCUGCUAUCGAUUAGAAAGCUGAAUGUACCUUGGACUGUCCAAAGCGGAAUUGCUAACGCCUUGGCAGCCCUGCAUGGAGGGAGAGGUGUCGGUUUGGAUUCUGGUGCUCAGCCAUCGCCCUGACCCAAGCCCAAGCCCAGUGGGAACAAAGGCUUGGUCACGCCAGAGGAAGUUUUCUCAACAUGUUGCCAAAUUUUGUUUGCUUUCCUAGAAGUGAUUUAUAAAGAGAAAUGGCCACAAUGGGCUCUGUUGGCUUGGAUGCUUCAGAUGGGAGGGGGAUGCCCCCAUCUAUGAUUAAUCAGCAUAAUAAAACCAGGUGUACAUGCA